This is a messenger RNA of Lodderomyces oxycetoniae, 1446 nucleotides long. RefSeq lists its product as uncharacterized. Lineage: Eukaryota; Fungi; Ascomycota; Pichiomycetes; Serinales; Debaryomycetaceae. The record is from RefSeq and is a predicted model, not a curated record. The transcript has a single exon. The coding region runs from base 1 to 1446 and encodes 481 amino acids.
AUGUUUCCAGCUUAUGAUGCCACUUAUGACGAAUUGAAGGAGAAUCAGGAAAGAGACGAAACAAAAUAUCAGCAGCAUCUCCAAUUACAGCAACAGCAGCGACAGGGGCCCCAAUUACCGUUAAAUUUCCACCAAUUAAAUCAAAUAAAUCAACUUCAACUUCAAAAAUUACAACGACACCAGCCAAUUUUACCUUUAACAUUUUCACAGCAGAUAUCCCCUCCUCAACCUCCUCAACCGGCUCAACAUUUACUGCAGCAAUUUUUUGAAGUUACUGAAAGUUCUCCAAUCCCGAUUUUGAAAUCUUCUCCUGAACCUAUUGGUAAUAAUCAUCACAGUGAGACACCAAUGAGAAAAUCAAAAAGUGGAAAUGAUCAAUUAGGUAUCGAUAAUAUAUGUCGAUUUUGUCAUAAACAUUUUACACACAAAGGUUCACUUAUGAGACACUUGGAUUUGAAAAAGGGCGACUCGUUUCAUCCUACAGAUCAAAUAAAUAGUAUGAGGAACAAUAGUCAUCUUCGGCGGAAAAGCAUCGAUACCAUUUCAUUUUGUAGUGCAACAGCCAUGGAAUUAUCACCAUCAAUAAAUAGAAUAACUACACCAACAACACCAACCACCACCACCACCACAACAACAACAACAGCAACGCGGAAAAGAAGAUCUUUAAAGAAGAGUAUGGCAAGAUCCCUGAUGUCAAGUGAUUCCGCAAGUGGUCAAAAGGAGAAAAGUAAACUAAGAAGAAAACUUCGAGAUCGCAGGAUUAAGGCUAAAAUAUUGACUAACGAAUGGUUUCUUGAUUUGUUCACAAAACUACCUUUACCCGAUGUAAGACAAAACUUAACACCGGCAACAUUUUGUCACUUCGUGGCGUUUUACAUACCGUUGAAGAAUUGGCCCUCACUAACCUCGGGGUAUCCUUCUGCUGUUUCUUUCGGGGAAGUUACAAACCAAUUACGAUUGCGAGCGCAUGAAAACUUUAUACCAACUCUCACAAAAAGCUUUCAGGUUUACGAGCAAUUGGAUAUUACUCAAAAGAGAGAAGCUUGGCUUAACGAAAUACAACAAUGCCUUCUUUCUUCAAUUAGCGAGUUCUCAUUGUGCGACUUGAACAAUGUAAAUUCGAUAAUCGACAAAAAAGAACAAAGUAUUUUUGAACAAAUUUGUGCAAAUGAUAAUCUAUCUGCUUUUGUUGAUAUCGAUGAAAACCCAACAGUAGAGGAGGAAGAGGAAGAAGAAGAAAAUGAAGAAGAGGAACUCGAUACAAACUCGCUUCCGAUUAAUCCGUUACCACCACCACCACCACCACAACAACAACAACCACAACAACCACAACAACAACUACAACCACAGCCCAAUACUAUUAUGUCACACCAAAACAUUUACAACUCUCAAUUACCAAACCUUGCCAACUAUCUAAAUGACUUUAGUUCAUCUCAUUUUUACUAG